This is a messenger RNA of Varanus komodoensis (Komodo dragon), 3275 nucleotides long. It is a transcript of the gene ST7, whose product is annotated as suppression of tumorigenicity 7. The record is from RefSeq and is a predicted model, not a curated record. The coding region runs from base 1526 to 3061 and encodes 511 amino acids. The transcript is spliced from 15 exons. NCBI's taxonomy places the organism in Eukaryota, Metazoa, Chordata, Lepidosauria, Squamata, Varanidae.
AGCCCUCUGGAGUUGCUCCUGCCCUUCACUUUUAUGAUCUGUUUGUUCUGCCUUGGUUCAGACAGUGGUGAUAGGGGGGAGCAGUAGGUGCCACUGCCUGCUUGCUCAUUGGUGCUUUGCCUGUUGAACAAAUACUAGCAAUGAGGAGGAAGGCGAUAAGGAAUAAGCCCAGCUGGUGAGAAGGCUGACUCAUGGAGCAAAUGGUCUCAGUGCAGUUAUCUUUCCAAGUGCCCCCAGAAGCCUGGUGAUAGCACUGGUAGAGAGAAAUCCAGAAACUUUGGGUGAGAUGCUGUGAAUUGGGGAAAGGCCACAGAAAGGCAUAUUUGCCUUGGGAUAAGGAUGCCAGUGGGGAUGUUGCAAUAUAGCAGCUUGUUUCUUACAAGUGUUGAAUGCUUUUCAUUUUGUUUCUAGCAAGAAUGGUCAGCUAUAUUCACCAGUUAUGGCAAAAGGGCCACUUUGCAAGGACAAUUAUACAUGCAUUUGAACCUAGCAGAGGUGCUAGAUACCAAGCCUGCAAAAGAGACGUAAUUUUAAAAUGUCAAAUAACUAUAAUUCUUUCAAAAUAAAAACACAGUUUCUUUUCCUUUUGAGUGAAACUAUUGGCAAAUAUUUUUUAUUGCACCUUCAUUAAUGUUUUGUGGGGCCAUCAGACAAAAUUGGCUUAGGAUCAUGUUCAUCCAGUGGGCUUCUGGUGGACUAUCUCUGGUCAUUGUUAUACAUGCAUACAUCUGGACACCUAGGAAUUCUCUCCGUAUAGAUUUUAUUUUGUUAGUAUAUUAGAAUGGGCUUCUGAGUAAAUAAUAGCCCCUGGCUUGUUGUUCCUGUCCUUGUUAGAAAGUCAUCUGCUGCAAUACACAUAUCGAAUAUCUGAUAGCAUAUCAGGACUAGUAUUUUAAAAGGAUGAUUAUUGUGACGAAUGUGAUUGCAAGGAAGCUUUUGCUGUGGCUGAGCAAAUUCACCAAGGGAUCAGUGCUGCUCCUGGCAAAGAGGGGAAAUAUAUGUGGUUCUUUGUCUUCUGCAUUUUGGGACAAAAGAAUUCCCAUUUGAAUUGCGGUGCUCUAUUCAGGCUCCCUCUGAGCCUGUGGUUAACAGCAGUCAGUCUUUGCAGUGUUCUGACGUCAUCCAGUGUAUGCAUAAACUAUGCUAUUGUCUUACUGAGAGCAGGGGCUGUGGAUUGCAGUAUCUGGUGUCUGCUACCUAUUUCUGCCUCACUGCAUCAGCAGGAAAGACACUGGCCUUCCCUUGUCUAAAGGAUUUAAAACUAAAUGCUCCUGGUUUUUUAAAAUUAUAUUUUUUUUGCUUCUCCAAAGAAGACGUGUUUUGCUUUAAGGGCUGCAGGAAAAGGGAGUCUGCAGAGUGAAGCUUGGGAGAAGAGAGCAAAAUCUGGUGACUGGAUAGCUGUGGGGACUGCGUUGUCUGGCUUCAUGAUCCCUGCUGUGUAGCAGUCUCAUCUCUCCCUCAUUCCUUCUCUCUCUCUUUCCCUUGUUAACCCCUCUUUUGAGAUAGCAAGCAUCUGGAGCCAGCCAUGUUUGGCACUGAAUCGUCAUUGAGUAUGUUCUUGAACACAUUAACUCCUAAGUUCUACGUUGCCCUAACAGGCACUUCCUCAUUAAUCUCAGGGCUUAUUUUGAUAUUUGAGUGGUGGUAUUUUCGCAAGUAUGGGACCUCAUUCAUUGAGCAAGUCUCUGUGAGUCACUUGCGCCCUCUGCUGGGAGGGGUGGACAACAACUCUCCCAAUAAUUCAAACACAAGUAAUGGGGAUUCUGAUUCAAACCGGCAGAGUGUUUCAGAGUGCAAAGUUUGGCGAAAUCCACUGAACCUGUUUAGAGGAGCUGAAUAUAACCGGUAUACAUGGGUAACAGGACGAGAACCUUUGACAUACUAUGAUAUGAAUCUCUCAGCGCAAGAUCAUCAAACAUUCUUUACAUGUGAUACAGACCAUUUAAGGCCUGCAGAUGCCAUCAUGCAGAAGGCAUGGAGAGAAAGAAACCCCCAGGCCAGAAUUUCUGCAGCGCAUGAGGCCUUAGAGUUAAAUGAGUGUGCCACUGCUUAUAUUCUUUUGGCAGAAGAGGAAGCAACAACUAUUGUGGAAGCAGAAAAACUCUUUAAACAAGCUCUGAAGGCUGGUGAAGGCUGUUACAGACGUAGCCAACAGUUGCAGCAUCAUGGUGCCCAGUAUGAAGCUCAACACAGACGGGACACUAAUGUAUUAGUCUACAUUAAAAGGAGGCUGGCUAUGUGUGCAAGAAAACUGGGGAGGACCAGGGAAGCUGUGAAAAUGAUGAGAGAUCUUAUGAAGGAAUUCCCUCUUCUUAGUAUGUUCAAUAUCCAUGAAAAUUUGUUGGAAGCUCUGCUGGAGUUACAAGCAUAUGCGGACGUUCAGGCAGUUUUAGCAAAAUACGAUGAUAUAAGCUUACCAAAAUCAGCAACGAUAUGCUACACAGCUGCCCUUCUCAAAGCCAGAGCUGUCUCUGACAAAUUUUCUCCAGAGGCAGCAUCAAGACGGGGACUGAGUACAGCAGAGAUGAAUGCAGUAGAAGCUAUUCACAGAGCAGUAGAAUUCAACCCACAUGUGCCAAAAUAUCUCCUAGAAAUGAAAAGCCUAAUAUUGCCCCCUGAGCACAUUUUGAAGAGAGGCGACAGCGAAGCAAUAGCUUAUGCUUUCUUUCACAUUCAGCACUGGAAAAGGGUCGAGGGGGCACUGAAUCUCUUACAUUGUACGUGGGAAGGCACUUUCAGAAUGAUCCCCUAUCCAUUGGAAAAAGGACAUCUUUUCUACCCUUACCCCAUCUGUACAGAAACAGCAGACAGAGAACUUCUUCCAUCAUUUCAUGAAGUCUCAGUUUACCCCAAGAAAGAGCUUCCUUUCUUUAUUCUCUUCACUGCUGGAUUAUGUUCCUUCACAGCUAUGCUAGCCCUUCUGACACAUCAAUUCCCAGAGCUAAUGGGAGUCUUCGCAAAAGCAUUUCUUAGCACCCUUUUUGCCCCGUUGAACUUUGUGAUGGAAAAAGUGGAAAGUAUCCUGCCCUCCAGUCUCUGGCAUCAGCUAACAAGGAUCUGAAGCAAAGUAGUCCAGAAUGGCUGCUGUGACAUUUUCUGUGCCAACUUACUGUUGACUACCAGAAAGCAUGAUUUUUUUAAAAAAGGGAAGCUCUUCAUGGAUUGUCUGUUAUCAUAUAAUUUUUGUUGUACAAAAACAUUGAUGUUUGGUUCUAUUCUAUUUUGCUUUCAAAACAGAAAAAAAUCUUUAAAAAAUAAACUUUUUGUGUACUGCA